AUGUCUCGCCACCGAAAUCACUUCGACGUCGACUCGAGCGACGAUGACCUCGGAAUCGACAUCGAGCAGGAGAGCGAAUCCGAGAUCACUCUCCCUGCUGUGCAUACCCCGCCACCACCGCCGAAGGGGCUGAUCAUAUCCAAGCUAGGUGUUCAGGCCACGACGGGCGAUGGCGUUGCGACAGGGCUUCUCUGCCUGAAGGUAUGUCUGACGGGUGGAGGGUCAUCUAAGGCCCGAUCACAUCCAUCUCCAUCAUCUGCAAUCGUGCUGCGGCUUACUCCAGAUCACUCUUCCUCGCGAUUGCGAUCGACCAGACCGAUGGGGCUUGUUCAGUGGGGACGCGCCGCUAGCGUACUAACAUCAGCGCCCCGUCCGAAGCUCCGAUCCAUUCCCGCCCUCUACCCCCUGCCGAUCAGCCCAGCCCUUCUCGAGAACAAGAGCAGCAAUCUGAGGGUUGCGACUCAGCUCCUUGGUCUGUCUCCGACGCUCAGCGAUGCCGGCAGCUCUAUCCCAUCGAAGCCUUACAUCGACGUGUCCGCUACGACUGGUCAGGUCUUUGUGGCCCUCGACCCAGCAACGAGCAGCGGAACGCCACGGAGACGAUCGAGCAUCGGAUCGCGGAUGGGCGGACGCACAGAAUGGCUGGUCGUGGUCGAGUUUGAGAUCCCGAUCGAGAAGGGAGUGGAGAACUUGUUCCGAACCCAGAUUCCCGUGCCGCGGUGUCUCGACAGCGUCAUUCGUUUCCACGUCUUACCAAGUGAGGAUGACAACAUGGAGGUCAACAUCGCAAUUGAGCCCAAGGUUCUGCCGUUCUCAACACCGAUAGGAAAGAAUCGGUCGCCGCCUUCCCCGUCAAAGAAGGGUCGAAGCGAUCACUCCAUGUGGGACGACAGCAACGGAAUAAGCGACGAUGACAGCGAUGACGGGUUCGGAAGCUGGCUCGAGGGUCGAUUCCAGAGGUGCGCUAAUUAUGCUGCAAUCAGAGCUGACCGCAGUACCGACUCACUGUUCAUCGAAUGGGCUCUCGUUCCAUCUGUCGGCUCUCCGCCGGAUCUGCGGGUGACUCCCGCGUGGCGUCAAGGUCAGCCGACGAUCAGCUUGUCCUUCGAAGCGACGCUGCCGCCCGGCCCGAGCUCAUUGGGUCUUGGUGUGGUCCUGCCACAAGCCUGGGGAUGGCAAGAGCUGGAGAUUCGGGGCGAUGGUUUGCUCGGGUGGCGCUCGUCUGGCGAGAGCUCGGGCGUGCUUGCUUCUGCAGUUUCGCCGAACGGACAUGUCGAUCCCGAUUCUACCGCAACAAUGGACGACUUGCAUGGCCUGAACGGGCUCAGCACUCCACCUCCAGACCAUCAGGUGGCGUUAGCCGAUCUCGAACCCGACGACUUCAGCUUUGAGCUUAACUCGAUUCGAACCGACGCACGGCCUCGCCCGGUUACACCCAGCUUGCGUCGAAGCAUCACUGCCGAACUCGCCCAAGCCUCCAUGUUCAAGGUCAAGCCCCGCGCGCCCGUGCACGCUUCGUCAUUCGAGCUCGAGUUUGAAGACGACGGCGAGGAGGAAGACCGCGUCAUCAUACUUAGGGGGGUUCUCGCGCCUCUGCCUUUGACGCUGGUUCCUCCCGAGAGCAACAUGGAAGUCCCCUUCGUGCGCUUCCUCGAUCCUUCCUUACCCACACGCGCGGCCGUUAUCUGUGACAAUGCGACCUUCCACACUUCCGAAGAGGCUACGGGGCAGGAGGGAAGGCGUCUUUGCGACAUCUGGAAGCCGAGCAUCGGAACGUUCUCGUGGGGUGACGAAGCAUUAUCGAACCAGGAUGCAGCUGUUGUGAGCGGGCCAGUCAAGGUCGUCGCUCAGAGGGACAUCUGGGGCGUUCAGACUGUCGCGCUUGCGUUCCAAUGGCCCAUCGAUGCUCACGGAAUCAAGUUCGACGUUCCUACUAAGACCGCCAGGAUUGUGCGUGCAACUGCGCUCGGUCGGCAGAUUGCCAGGUCCAUCACCGAGAAGGACGGUUCGGUCCAAAUUAGGCUUGCAGGUGGCCGAGGUGUAGUUGAAGUUGUCCUAGAGGUGGCCAGUGCUGAAGGGAUCCUGAAUGCCGAGCCCAAGACGAAUCUCAGACGGAUCGAUGCCAUGACCUUUACCGGAAGCUUGAGCCCUGCUCCGACCAUCUCAUUCACUGCCCCUACUGUCGCGGAGAAGGUCUCGGAGACCAAGCUCAUCGAGAGAGUCGUGGUGGAGCGACCGCCUAAGAGCCGCUGGCGCCGUAUCGUCUCUUUCACGACCCUGUUCAACCUCCUCCUGGUUUACGUUCUCGUGUCCCUCGCGCAGGAAGUCCAGAAGCUCCGUAGUGAGGUCCAGUUCAUCGCGGAUGAGCAGCGAGAUUUGAGGGUAUACGGUUUCGAGCGUGCCAACUCCCGGGGAUGGGUUGAGCGCGAAACGACAGAGCGCUGGGAUGAAAGUGCUGUGCGUCCUGGUCAGCAGCCCAACGGGGAGGAGGUGCCUCGAAACGAGGAAGACCCAAGAGACCGGGGCCAAGCCGAUCAAGGAACAACGGCAGAAUCGUCGCCUGACCCGACGCGCGUCAAUUCGGAAGCCACCCAACAAAAUCAAUCAGCUGGCACCCAUUCAGUUGUUUCAGCGACCAACCCCAACUACGGUUUAGGACGGGUUGUGGUGAAGCGCACGAGUUGGAAGGACUGGAUCAACCACCCGACGGUCCAGAAGGUCGCGACAACGCUGUCGCGGUUGUGGCACACGCUAUCUUGGUUGUUGCUUUAG
Molecule: messenger RNA, 2772 nt
Organism: Trichosporon asahii var. asahii CBS 2479
Lineage: Eukaryota; Fungi; Basidiomycota; Tremellomycetes; Trichosporonales; Trichosporonaceae
Exons: 5
Coding region: 1-2772 (923 amino acids)
Source: RefSeq, a predicted model, not a curated record